CUUCGUGAAAAGUGUUUGUCCCUGGAACAUAACCCUCAGCAGCAACGCGUGGCAGCCCAUAGUCCGCAGGGCCCACUCCAACCACGACCUCCUCCACGCCGUGCGACUGGUGCCCCAGCUGAUCAACAAGCCUUUAGAGCCGCAGGAUUUGCUGCCAGCAGAACCGCAGCUGCAGCAGCAGCUGCUGCUGCUGAAGCAGCAGCAGCGACAGCUGCAGCAGCAGCAGCAACUGCUGCUGCAGCUGCUGCACCAAGAGACCCUUGCAGACACACCAAACGACCAGCAGCAGCAGCAGCAGAAAGAGAAGAAUGACUACCAAAACAUGCAGCUGCUGCACCUGCAGCGGCUGCAGCAGCAAGAGCUGCUGCAGCAGCAACUGCAGCUGCUGUGGUGCCAGCAGCAGCGGGUUGAGCAGCAGCUGCAGCAGCACAGAGAAAUGCACGGCCUCGCACAGCAGCAGCAGCAGCAGCAGCAGCAGCAGGAUUCGGAGCGUUUCUAUUCAGCAGCUUCUCACGAGGACGCCUCUGCUGCAGCAGCAGCAGCAGCGUCUGCUGCUGCUGCUGCCAGCAACCAGCAGCAGCAGCAGCAGCAGCAGCAGCAGCAGCAGCACAGCGUCCCUUCCUGCGUCAUUUCCUCGGAAACUGCUGCUGCCGUUGCUUCUCCUGCAGGAGCCCCGGUAGCACCAGCAGCAGCAGCAGCAGCAACAGCAGCAGCAGCAGCAGCAGCAGCAGAAAUGCCUGAGGGAGAUGUGCUGCAGGAUGAGUCCGGAGAUGACAGCGACGGCAGCGAAGAAGAACUGGAGGCGCCGCUGCUGCCCCCGCUGCGGCUGCCGCAGCAGCAGCAGCAGCAGCAGCAGCAGCAGAAACAACAGCGACCUGGCUGCUGUCGAGAGGGUCCGCAGCAGCAGCCGCAGCAGCAGCAGCAGCUGCUGCUGCUGCAGCAGACAGAGGCCGCCUGCUGCUGCAGCCCGACUCGAGUGCGCCACGGGGCUGCGGAAAGUGAGCAGCAGCAAGAGCAGCAGCAGCAGCAGCAGGGAGCUUGCUGCCUGCAGCAGCAGGACCAAGAAGGUGCUGCGGCACUGCGCAACCGAGGUCCUGCUGCUGCUGCUGCUGCUGCUGCUGGUAGUUCAGACUCUGCUGCUGCUGCUGCUGAUAGCAGCAGCGUGGCUUCAUUAAGCUGCUGCAGCAGCAAACUCUGCAAAGGCCGCCAGAGGCGCAGCAACAGGAUGAGCAGCAGCAGCAGCAGCAGCAGUAGCAGCGGCAGCGGCAGCGACAACAGCAUCAGGACCAGCAACAGCAGCAGCAGCAGCAAGAAUAGAAGCAGCAAGUACUGCAGCAAACGAAAGGGAACUGCAGCAGCAAGAUGGAGGAAAGCCUUAGCUCCAGCGCAUGCAUCUUGGAGCUGCUGCUCCCCCUCACCUACCCAUGAUGCAGCAGCAGCAGCAGCAGCAGCAGCAGAACAGCCGGAAGCUGCUGCUGCUGCUGCUGCUGCUGCUGCAGCAAACCCAGGAGGUGCAGUGCAGUCCUCGCCUGCGGUUUGUCUGGCAGCACCAACAGCACCUCCCCCUAGCAGCAGCAGCAGCAGCAGCAGAAGCAGCAUUGGCAGCAGCAGCUGCAGCAGCAGCAGCAGCUGCAGCAGCUGCAGCAUUUGCAACGGCAGCGGCGCCAGACACAAGAGGAGCCCGACACCUGAAAGCUGCUGCUGCUUUGAUGCCAUUGGGGGGGACAACCUGCAGCAGCAGCAGCAGCAGCAGCAGCAGCAGCAGCAGCAGCUGCAGCUGCAGCAACAGCUUCUAAGCGCAGACCCAGAAACAGCACAGCCGCCGCUUUCCUUAAGGCACUACCAGGAGCAGCAGCAGCAGCAGCAGCAGCAGCCGCAGCAGCAGCAGCAAACAGACCUGCAGCAGGAGGAAAAUGCGAGACAGGCACAGCAGCAGAAGCAACAGGAGCUGCAGCAGCAGGAGAAGCAGCAGCAGCAGCAGCAGCAGCAAAAGCAAGCGGGAACUGCCGACCAGACAACAGAGCAGCAGCAAUUGAUGACUGCAACGCCGGCUGCAGCAGAUCCUGCUGCUGCUGCUAUUGCUGCUGCAGCAGCAGAGACAGGAAGUUCCUUGGAUCUUCGUGCUGCCGCUGCAGUGCCCACAGCAGCAGCAGCAGCAGCAGCAGCAGCACCAUCAGCAGCAGCAGCAAUAGCAGCAGCCCCUGGCUGUGGCCUGCUGCCUUCAGACUCACCGCAGCAGUUGGCGUUGCUGCUGCAGCAGCAGCACGCCGCCCUUGUGUGCAUGCAGCAGCAGCUGCUGCUGCUGCAGCAAGCUCUCGCAGAAAAGCAAACUGCAGCAGCAGCACCCCAGCUGCUGCUGCCGCCAGGUGGCUGCUACGCGCCUGCUGGAGCAGGCGCUGCUGCUGCUGCUGCUGCAGCCCCGUGGCAGCAGCAGCAGCUGCAGCAGCAGUUGCAGCUGCAGCAGCAGCACCCAGUCUCUUUGCCUUUGCCAGUGCUGCCUCCCCCCACUCCAUUUUGUGUGCUGCUGCCGCAGCAGCAGCAGCAGCAGCAGCUGCAGCAGCUGGUUCCACUGCAGCAGGUGGUGAGCCCGCAUCUUCCCACGCCGCAGCAGCACCCGCUGCUGCUGCUGCAGCAGCAGCAGCAGCAACCGCAGCAGCAGCAGCAGCAUUUUGUCUCUUUCGAUGAGCAUAGGGCCCCUGGCUGCCUGCAGCAGCAGACCUUCAGUGGUGGCUGCUACUUCGACUCCCCGCCCCAAGUGGGCAGCAGCAGCAGCAGCAGCAGCAGCAACAGCAGCAGCAGCAGCAGCAGCAGCAGCAGCAGCAGCAGCAGCACUAAUUUGCAGGAGGGCCCUUUUGUUUCCCCUGGCUUUCCUUCGUCUCCUCUUUGCGACGUUCAAGCCAACAGCCGACCCGCAGCAGCAGCAGCAGCAGCAGCAGCAACAGCAGCAGCAGCAGCAGCAGCAGCAGCACCAGCAGUAGGUGCAGCAGCGGCAGCUGCAGCCGCCCAGAUCACCACUGCAGCAGAAGCAGCAGCUGGUGCAGCGAGUACAGCAGCGGUGGUAGCAGCAACUGCUGCUGCAGCUGCUGCCACUACCAGCUUAACAGCAGCAGCCCCUGCUGCAGCAGCAGCAGCAGCUGCAGCAGCAGCAGCUGCAGCAGCAGCAGCUGCUGCUGCAGCAGCUGCUGCAACAGAAGCAGCAGCAGGUAGCUGCGCUGCAGCAGCAGCAGAUAGGAACGCUGCAGCAGCAGACAGGCAUGCAGCAGCAGCAGCUGCUGCUGCGGCAGAUAUGCACAUUGCAGCAGCUGCUGCUGCAGCUGCAGCAGCAGCAGACAGGCGCACUGCAGCAGCAGCUGCAGCAGCAGCAGCAGCAGCUGCAGCAGCAGCUGCAGCAGCACGGCGCAGCAGCUGCAAAGCCAAAAAAGCAAAUUGA
Messenger RNA from Eimeria necatrix, 3430 nucleotides. RefSeq lists its product as hypothetical. Gene Ontology annotation, molecular function: sequence-specific DNA binding. The transcript is spliced from 6 exons. The annotation marks the transcript as partial. Gene Ontology annotation, cellular component: nucleus. Lineage: Eukaryota; Apicomplexa; Conoidasida; Eucoccidiorida; Eimeriidae. The record is from RefSeq and is a predicted model, not a curated record. Gene Ontology annotation, biological process: regulation of mRNA processing; regulation of transcription by RNA polymerase II.